UCGUGUAGUAUACCCUUUACAUCUCAUUCUAUUAUUACACAGGCAACACCUCUCUCUAUGAUCAAUGUUGCCACUAUACACCUAUCCGGGUUCUCUUUCGUUUUCCCCUCCGCUCGAAACGUAAUGGCUCCUCAUAAGUCAAUUUUAUUUUAUAACUUUUAAACAUGUGAUAUAUAAUAAUCCGAUUUAAUCGACCCUUUGACAUGGACGAAAUGUAGUGUAAUUUAUUGCAAAUUAAAACUACGAUUUUGUUGAGUAAAAGAAGCAUUUUAUUUUCGACGACAUCCUUCGCCGCAGUCCUACGCAAGGCCCUGCGCCUUCAUCCUGCACAUCAGUUUAUGUACCCAGAAGAGAGUGCUGCGAGGAUACUGAAAACAAAACCGCAGAAAGGUACGUCGGAAAUAGUGUAAUUUUUUUGAGGUUAGAAUUGCACUUCCCUCGUUUGCAUAUAACCUCACUUUUCUUCGAUUGCUCAACUAGUCACUACAAAUUAGUCCAAAAUGUCGUCAAACAGUGAAAAUAACGGGCACAUUCCAGUUGAGAAACUGGAUGGCUUGGCAAACUAUUCAAAUUGGAAAUUUGCUAUGAAGAUGCUACUAACGCUGGAUGGUCUAUGGGGCUGUGUGGAAGGUACGGACACCAAUGCGACCCACGAAAGCCGCGCUUUAGCUAAGAUAUGUUUAACGAUCAAGCCUGCACUGUACCAGUACGUGCGAGAUGCCACGUCGGCAAAGGAUGCCUGGAAGAAACUCGCCGAUGCCUUCGAGUCCAAGGGCCUAUACCGAAAAGUGCUCUUGCUACGUCAACUGCAUAAAGUAGAAUACAACCAGUACAGCAGCAUGUCGGAAUAUGUCGAGGCGGUGAUGCGGCUCGUUCAACAGCUCGAUGAUAUAGGCAAGAAGAUAGACGAUGAUGAGGUAGCGGAGAUCCUGUUGAGUGGUUUACCGCAGGAAUUUGACAACCUGGUGUCGGGUCUGGAAACCGCCUGUCUUACAAGCAAACUCACGGUGGAGCUUGUGCGUGCCAGAUUGCUACAAGAAGAACACCGGAGAAGUGCGAGUGACCAGGAGGGUGUGAAGACCUACCUAGGAAGCAAGAAGAAGAAGUCAUCGCCUAUGUUUUGCCAGUUCUGCAAGAAGAGCGGACACACUAUCAAGCGUUGCUUUAAGCGCAAGAAGGAGCUGAAGAACAAUGAAGAGAAUCACACUAUGCUUGCAUCAGCCAUGGUAUGCAGCGGCAGCAGCUGCCAUGAUUUUGUCGUGGAUUCUGGAGCGUCCCAACAUAUGGUUGCUAAUAAGGAGCUACUAGAAGAACCUAGAGAAAGAAGACACCAUCAGUGGUAGUUGCGAGCCGUGCUUGACAGGCAAGAUGGUGCGAGCACCGUAUCCUGCUGUCAGCACGAAGCGCACUACCCAACCACUUGAACUCAUCCAUUCAGAUGUGGCCGGACCGAUGCAAG
This is a messenger RNA of Cydia fagiglandana, 1459 nucleotides long. RefSeq lists its product as uncharacterized. The transcript is spliced from 2 exons. Bases 501 to 1343 code for a protein of 280 amino acids. The record is from RefSeq and is a predicted model, not a curated record. Lineage: Eukaryota; Metazoa; Arthropoda; Insecta; Lepidoptera; Tortricidae.